Molecule: messenger RNA, 540 nt
Organism: Mytilinidion resinicola
Lineage: Eukaryota; Fungi; Ascomycota; Dothideomycetes; Mytilinidiales; Mytilinidiaceae
Exons: 3
Coding region: 1-540 (179 amino acids)
Source: RefSeq, a predicted model, not a curated record
AUGAUAGAGCCGAAGAGCAUACAUGAGCGACAGCGCGCUCAUGAUGCUCCAGCACAAGAGUGGUCCGAACCAUCGCCAACGACAGCCGCGUCCAGUACCCCCGGAAAGAAGUUCGCUAAGGAUCAAGGUUCAUACACUGAAAAACGAAAGUCGCUCCGUCCAGACCCCCCUGUCGCAGCUUCGAACCAGAGUGGUCAGGACUCGGAUACCGAUGACCAGUAUGAAAUACCGCAUCCGUAUGCGCAGAAACGAAAGCUGCCGGCGUAUUUUCCACGUGAGAAUCGAGAAGAACAAAUGAUGCAAAACUCGAAUGGAACAAUGCGUCGAACUGGUUUAGUGUCACCGUCCUCUCAUCUACCCACUUUUACGAGAACCUCUCGAAUCGCCACUCGUGAUGGAAAGCCGAGAGAACUAGAAAUCUCAUUAAACUGCGACGAAGAUGUGCAUCGACGUUCUCAUACGGAAGAUGCUGAAAUUAACGACUUCGAGGAACUACUGCUCGAGAUACUUUGUGAAAAGCUUAAAGAUCCUAUCAUCUAG